UCCGUGGAAUUAUAUCUUCAGUAUAAAAUGGAAUAUGAGGGGAUUAGUUAAAAUGUUAAAAGUGAUAGUAUAAGUCCUGGACAAAUUUUUUCUAAUACUAAAUAUAAUUCUUUAGAUAUUUCUAAUACUAAUUUUAUUGCAUUAUGUCAACAGAUUGGUAGAUAUUUUAUUGAAAUUAAGGAUAAAUAUUAUUCCGAUAAUCUCAAAUGUCGUAAAUACUUGAAUUACCUGAUAAAUUCAGAAAAAAAAAAAAAAAAAAAGAAGAAUAGUUACAUUUGGUUUAACCCCUUUAGAGAUGUUUCGUCUAAAUUAGAUAAUAUAUGCAUAUAAGAAAUAAAAGAAAUUGAUACUGAACCUUUAACAAAUCUUGAAUAAAUAUACGGUUAUUAUUAAGAUUUUAGCAAAUUUAAUGAUAAAAAACAGGAUUCUGGUGAUAUAAUUUGUGGUAAUAUUAAGAAAUGUUAUAACCUUUACAAGAAUAAUUGUAAAAAACAUCAAAAAUGUAGUUAAAAUGCUUUUUGCGUGGAUUUAAUCAAUUGUAAAAAAGUAUUUGAUAAUAAAAUUCACAAGGUAGCUCCUUGUACUGGUUUAUCAAUGCAAGUAAAAUAUAUAUUUUCUGUCAGUUUAUCCAGAACGGUCGAAUUGCUAGCAACAUUCUCUUUAUUUUUUUUAUAUAAAGUUAAAAAAAAAUUAUAGUUAAUAACGUGAAUAUUCUAAUACAAUGAAUAUGCCCAUUUUCACAAAAAUUUACAAGCACAAAACAUUAAUAUAUUUAGGUAUAUAUACAUGUUUUGUUUCAUAUAGUUUACUUUAUUGAAAUCAUGCUUAUAUAAUAGCUUAGUUAUGAAAAAAAUAGUUGAACUUAAAGAAAAAAGAGAAUCCUUACAAAAUAUAUAUUAAGUAUUAGAUAGAAAAUUUAAAGGAAGUUCUCAUAGUAUAGGAUAUCAACCACAA
Plasmodium malariae is the source of this 954-nucleotide messenger RNA. Lineage: Eukaryota; Apicomplexa; Aconoidasida; Haemosporida; Plasmodiidae. The record is from the annotation of a RefSeq genome assembly.